AGAACUUUUAUCAACAUUAUUUCAUAAACAAAUAUUUUAGAAUACCUCUCUUGAAUCUACUUUCUCACUGAUGGUAUGGCACAUCAUAUUUAAAUCUCAUUUUAUCACCUUACAAGAUAUCUUUGGAUGAAGCAUAAAGAGCUACCUGACAUCAAAGAAGGUCCCAUCACCAACUUCUUGCCUAAAAUUGAGACCGGUAUUGAUGCUGCCUUCUGGAUUCCUCGCAGAUCAACAGCUUAUCUAAUUCAUGAAUCCACAUUCUGGACCAUAAAAGGUUCUGUUAUAAAAGGGAAGCCCAGAACACUUAGCUACUUUGGAUUUCCAGCAUGGGUGCAAGAUGUGGACGCUACAGUGCACAUUGAAAAAACAGGUCGUACCCUCUUCUUUUUGCAGGACACUUACUGGAGUUACAAUGAAAACAGAAAAAUUAUGGAUUUUGGUUACCCGAAGUACAUCAGUGAGGACUUUCCAGGAAUCAACAGCACUAUAAAUGCUGCUUUCUACAAAAACAGUUUCAUCUACUUCUUUAUGGGACCACAAGUCUUAAAGUUUGACUGCACACUCAAACAAGUCGUCGGAGUGGAAAUGGCUAAUUCUUGGCUCGGAUGUUGAGAAGAAUGUGGAAACUGGGAGUUCCUGUGUAUUAAAGUGAAGAAUUACAAACUGAUGCUUGUGCUUUUUGAAUGUAUGUGGAUGUCUUGACUCUUGUCUGAGCAGCUGCUGUGGUUUGUGUCUCGCAAAUCUGUGUUUUUAAUCCCAUAUGCAUGCGGUGUAGACAGACAUACAGACAAGGCAGAGCUUAAUUUAGGCUUUCAUCACAAACAGCUGCAGGUUUCAACCAGACUUUGUAGAAAAAACAUACCGUUCUUCAAUCCACAACACUCAUUUCUAUACUACGAAACACACACACUGUGUUUACCAUUACAGACAGAAGUCCCAGACAUAUGUAGAUGCUUUAGUGGAGCUUGUAACCACAAAACAUCCAGAAAAUUACUGCAGGUAGCUGUAACUACCAGGAUGGAGCUCUUUCAGGAUGUGAUUGCUCCACUGGCUUCUGUAUAUAAAAUGUGAUGUGGACAAGAGGAACAUUUGAAACAUGGAGUUGUUGCGGAAUUGGACGCCCAUUUUGGGAGCUCUGAUGUUUGUGGGGAUGUCGUGGACUCGACCUGUUGAUGAAGAUCAAAAAAUGAGAACUGAGGAUGUGGAGCUGGCUGAGGGUUACCUCAGGAGGUUCUACAGCCUGGAAAUUAAAGGUGGAGCAAGAAGAGCCAGGUCUACGUCAGUCAUGGAGGAGAAGAUCAGAAAAAUGCAGAACUUCUUUGGUCUCAGAGAAACAGGGCACCUGGACUCUCAGACUCUGGAUGUGAUGAGGGAGCCUAGAUGUGGUGUUCCAGAUGUGGACAACUUCAGCUUUUACCCUUACAAGCCAAAAUGGAAGAACACCACCAUCACAUACACGGUUGCAAAAUAUACUCCAGACAUGAGUAGAGGGGAAGUGCAAAAGUCAAUCCGUUUGGCUCUGAAGAUGUGGAGCGACGUAGCUCCUCUGAAAUUCAUCGAGAUCAACCACGGCAAAGCUGAUAUUGUCUUGUCCUUUGCCAGCAGAGCUCAUGGCGAUUUCUUUCCCUUCGAUGGGCCUGGCGGGGUGCUGGCUCACGCCUUUCAGCCUGCAGAGGGGAUGGGUGGAGACGUGCACUUUGACGAGGAUGAACGGUGGUCAACAGGAGGACAAGGUUACAGCCUGUUUGCUGUUGCAGCUCAUGAACUUGGUCACUCUCUGGGUUUGACCCAUUCGACAGACCCCUCAGCUGUCAUGUACCCGACCUACAGGCAUCACGGCAGUUCACAGUACAACCUGUCCUCGGAUGAUGUCCAGGGCAUCCAAACACUGUACGGAAAACCCAACAACAAAAAAGUAGAAAUUCAGCCAACUGCUCCAAAAAAAUGUGACCCCAUGUUUUCAUUUGAUGCAGCAGCAAUGAUCCAAAAUGAGAUCAUUUUCUUCAAGAGCAGACACGUGUGGAUGAGAACGACAAAGUCAUCUUAUUGGAAUCAGCUGAGAGAAGGCCACAUCAGUUCAUAUUUUCCUGGCAUUGACUCACCUGUAGAUGCUGCUUAUGACAUCCCAGCCCAAGGCAUGCUCUUCAUAUUCACUGGUCAAAAGUACUGGGUGAUUCAGGAACUCAAGAUAAGAGGUCGUGCUGGCAGCAUCUAUGAGUACGGUUUCCCCUCCAGUGUCAGGCAGGUUGAUGCUGUGGUCCAUGUGGCUGAAUAUGAGAAAACCAUCUUCUUCGCAGGACAGUUUUAUUACAGGUAUGACGAGCAGAAGAGACAGAUGGAUUCUGGUUUUCCGAGACGGAUCCAAACCGACUGGACUGGAAUCCCAAGAAGAGUCGAUGCUGCAUUUAAAAUGAAUGGUGGACUGUUCCUCCUCAGUGGGUCCAGAUCUUACCAAUAUGACUUCAGACAGAAAAGGGUGGUAAAAAUAAUAGCAGGAAACACUUGGCUGGGAUGCUGAUGCACUUAAAAUCCAUCUUUAAAAAGAUGAAAAUAUAAAGUCAUCUGUACAUGGACCUGACACCCAUGACCCAUUACCUGACCCUUGCAGCUGUCCACAGGUGUGCUGGGUCACUCAGGAGCAAACUGCUUCAGCUCUCCCAGGAUGGAGGGUUCCUGCUCUAGAUUUUUAACGGGGCUAAGAUCAUGGUUCAUAGAAGGCCACUUCUAAAUAGCUUAACAAUUGGUUCUGGGGCAUUAUUUUGGUGGUUUUAUCUGUUUUGGGUCAUUAUCCAGAUAGAGGACCCUAGACCUGGGACUCAGACCAAGCCUUCUGACAAUGGGUUUGGCGUUUGGUUACAGAAUGACUUACAAGUCUUGAGAUUUAAGUGGACCCUGAACGGAUUGAGGACACUCUGUACCGAGUGACGCUCCAGAAAAGGACUGAGCUUCCUCUGUAUUUCCGUCUCUGUUUGUUUGCUGAAUGUAUCCAUCUGUGAGCAUAAAGACAAUUCUGUGAAGGUGGUCAUAUUUCUGACUUUAGAACCAAUAAAGCCAAUUUGAAAGCAAUAGUUUAAAGUGUUAUAAACUCUUUAGUGUUGCUUUAAUUUAGCCCAGAGAGGUUGCCUACAACCCUGUGGAGUUAAAAACCUAUGAAAAAUAUGUAAUUGUUUAUGUUUGUGUUUAAUAAACAUAAACAUGUCAUUGUA
Messenger RNA from Nothobranchius furzeri (turquoise killifish), 3206 nucleotides. The record is from RefSeq and is a predicted model, not a curated record. Lineage: Eukaryota; Metazoa; Chordata; Actinopteri; Cyprinodontiformes; Nothobranchiidae.